Messenger RNA from Helobdella robusta, 825 nucleotides. It is a transcript of the gene Syt7e, whose product is annotated as synaptotagmin 7e. Gene Ontology annotation, biological process: regulation of calcium ion-dependent exocytosis; cellular response to calcium ion; regulation of dopamine secretion. The record is from RefSeq and is a predicted model, not a curated record. NCBI's taxonomy places the organism in Eukaryota, Metazoa, Annelida, Clitellata, Rhynchobdellida, Glossiphoniidae. Gene Ontology annotation, molecular function: phosphatidylserine binding; SNARE binding; calcium-dependent phospholipid binding. The transcript has 7 exons. Gene Ontology annotation, cellular component: synapse; membrane; axon. The annotation marks the transcript as partial.
CAAUCGACAGGUAGAAUUCAGUUCAGUAUUUCCUAUGAUUUCCCAGAACAGACCCUGACGCUGAGAAUUAUUAGAGCUACUGACCUGGUGGCCAAAGAUUUUUCAGGCACGAGCGAUCCCUACGUUAAAAUCAUGUUGCUACCUGAUAAGAAGAGGAAACUGAUGACCAAUGUGAAGAGGAAGAAUUUGAACCCAAGAUGGAAUGAAGUCUUCGCUUUCGAAGGCUUUCCGUAUGCCAAGCUGAUGAACAAAACUUUGUACCUGCAAGUCCUAGAUUACGAUAGAUUCAGUAGAGAUGAUCCGAUUGGUGAAGUGUGCAUUCCACUGAGCGACUUCGAUCUGUCGUCUGGCCAGACUGUUUGGAAGAAUUUGCAGCCAUGCAAGAGUCACAUGGGAAAACUCGGGGAGAUCUACGUAGGCCUGUGCUAUCACCCCUCCAACGGCCAGCUGACGGUCAGCAUCAAGAAAGCCAGGGAUCUCAAGGCCAAGGACAUCAAUGGACUUUCAGAUCCUUACGUUAAAAUAUGGCUCAUGUUGGAUGGGAAAAAAUCUGAGAAGAAGAAAACAAGAACAGUAGAAAAGUCGUUGAAUCCUCAGUUUGAUGAAAAUUUCGCAUUCGACGUACCUUACGAGAAGAUCCGCCAGACAUCACUCAUGAUAAGCGUCAUGGAUUACGAUCGCAUGGGCAGGAACGAGCAGAUAGGUAGGUGUCAAAUUUUGCUGGGCAGUAAAAGCGGGCCAAUGGAAGUGAAACACUGGAAUGAAAUGUUCUCGAAGGCCAGGCAGGAAGUUUUUCAGUGGCACAUCCUCAAGGAUUUUGGUUAG